Molecule: messenger RNA, 3637 nt
Organism: Acinonyx jubatus (cheetah)
Lineage: Eukaryota; Metazoa; Chordata; Mammalia; Carnivora; Felidae
Gene: GRTP1
Product: growth hormone regulated TBC protein 1
Exons: 8
Coding region: 129-1148 (339 amino acids)
Source: RefSeq, a predicted model, not a curated record
GCCCCGCCUCCCGCGUCCGCGGCCGGGCGGAAGGACACGCGCUCCGGUCCAGGGAGGGAGACUCGUACCCCUAGGCGUGCGCCCCGCGGUCCCUGCGCCCCCGGGCGCCCCCUCCCCGCCCUCCCGGCAUGGAGCCUGCGGGGCGCCCCCGGGACCGGGUCCCCAGGAUCGAUCCGUACGGGUUUGAAAGGCCCGAAGACUUUGAUUAUGCAGCUUAUGAGGAGUUUUUUUCCGCCUACCUGGUGAUACUCACUAGAAGAGCGAUGAAAUGGUCCAAACUUUUGAAGGGGGGCGGAGGUGUCCAAAAGAGCGGUACAGUGAAGCGCUAUAUCCGGAAAGGUGUCCCCCUGGAGCACCGGGCCCACGUCUGGAUGGGGGUGAGCGGAGCCCAGGCCCGGAUGGACCAGAACCCCGGCUAUUACCACCGGCUACUGCAGGGAGAGUGCAGCGGCAGGCUGGAGGAGGCCAUCCGGACAGAUAUGAACAGGACCUUCCCGGACAACGUGAAAUUCCGGAAGAGCGCGGAUCCCUGUUUACAAAAGACCCUGUACAACGUGCUGGUGGCCUAUGGGCGCCACAACCAAGGUGUGGGGUACUGCCAGGGAAUGAACUUCAUAGCAGGCUACCUGGUCCUCAUAACCAAGAGCGAAGAGAAAUCCUUUUGGCUGUUAGACGCGCUCGUGGGAAGAAUACUGCCUGAUUACUACAGCCCUGCCAUGCUGGGCCUGAAGACAGACCAGGAGGUCCUGGGGGAGCUGGUGAGGACCAAGCUGCCAGCGGUGGCGGCCCUGAUGGACAGGCACGGCGUCCUGUGGACCCUGGUCGUGUCACGCUGGUUCAUCUGCCUGUUCGUGGACGUCCUGCCCGUGGAGACGGUGCUCCGGAUCUGGGACUGUCUGUUCAGCGAAGGCUCGAAGAUUCUCUUCCGGGUGGCCCUGACCCUGAUCAAGCACCACCAGGCCUUUAUUUUGGAAGCCAGCAGUGUGGCAGACACCUGCGAGCGGUUCAAGGAGAUCACCAGAGGCAGCUUUGUGACCGAGUGCCACACCUUCAUGCAGAAAAUAUUUUCAGAGCCCGGGAGCUUGUCCAUGGCCACCAUCACCAAGCUUCGCGAGAGCUGCAGGGCCAGGCUGCUGGCGCAGGGCUGACCAGGACCCCUGUCCGCUGUCACCCCCGAGGCUUCAUUUCCAGAGCUGACGUUUCCUGCUGUUCGGUGCCGGAGUACUUGACGUCUGUACACUUCGUUGUGAAUGUUUUUCAAGACCGAUUUAAAAUUAUGUCCUCUGUAACUCAAUUAUGGGCUAUGAAGUCAUGGAUUUCUAGAAAUGUAUUUUUACUUGAGAUCUUGACCUAUAAAAUGUGAGAUGUGCAUAUUUAAUAAAGCACGUGAACACCUCCGAGUUUGUGACCAUCAGCUCACCGGCUGAUUGAAAAUGAAGACCAAACCCGCAAACUGUCACUAGUGUUAACGCCAAAUCCCUUCCUUUCUGUGCCACCGCAUCUACGUGAGGUCUGUGCACACAGCACGUGAUUUCUCUUUAGAAAGGUAAUUUUUAAAAACUGAUUUUUGAAAUUAUUGUAUUACAUAAAGCAGACAGAGGUGUGUAAGCUUUAGGGAAUGGCAGAGUCUGACUUGGGCCCACGAGUGCUCACGCAGCCACUGUCACCCUGGAUCCCUGGAGGGAGAAGCCCCAGUGAGACCCCCUCUUCCUAACCCUGACCCUGUCUCCCGGCCCUGACGGUGGCGCUGCUGCUGGCUGCUGAGAAAUCCCACUGCCUGGGCAGGCUGAGCCCUGCAUGGGGCAGGUGGGGACCUAGAACAGUGUCACCUGUUGAACACCGUGGGCAGUGGCUGGUACCCCUCAAGGUACCUGGGCGACUUCUAGCCCAGCCGCGGAGGCGCCUCCCUUCCCCCACGGUCCCAGAGGAUGCCGGCCUGGGACCGAACUUCCCACACAGAUGCGCUCAUCAGGAGGAAGUGGUGGCGUGGGCGGGUUGCCAGAGCUUGGGGAGUCCCCGAGGCUGCCCCCACGGGGCAGUCAAGUGUGGGGUCACUUGUGUGGGGGUGGCGGUUGCCCAGCGAGGCCGGACACACACCGGCCGUGGGGCCCCAAGCCGCGCUCCUUGGCCGGCAGCUCCAGGUGGGAGCGUCGGGGACACCCGGGCCCCAGGGCUCCCGGCAGGCAGGCUGGCUUCAGCCUCACCAGCAAGGUGCACAGAUCCCCGAAAGGCACAGGUCUUUGCUUAAAAAGCAAAGAGGACAAUAAACCUGAGGCCCAGCUCGUGCUCCGAAAGCUCUGAGCGCCCUGCUGGCCGCCUGUGCUUUGCAGUGGGGCCACAGGGCUCCAGGUCGGUGCCCACAGGGGAGCCCCCACGGCCCUCCUCCCACUGGCGGGGGCUGUUCGGUCACCACUGAGGACCUACCUCCAGACACAACUCCUGUCAGUCCUCCAAGUUACCACCCAGAAGACCUACCGCGACACCAGCUCUCUCAAACGCUGGGGGACAGACGCCUGCCGCCUACCGUGUGUCCCACUGAGACCUCUGGCGGGAGCGGACAGAAGCACAGAGUCCAGACAGAGAAAGAAAGAGAUGUUUUAUUAGCAUUUGUUACAGCAACGCGUGACGUGAAGGGUCGUCCGUGCACAGCCACCCGAGCGGCAAGCGGGUAGCGCAGAGCGUGACACCCAGUAUUUACACGAGUGCAGAACAGGAUCACCCCGAACCUCAAACAGAAGACUGAAAGUCACUUUACAAAAAGGUAAAUAAAAAUAACACCCAUUUAUCUAUUUAAAAAAAGUGCCAGCUCUUGAGUGGCAGAGCGCGGAGAGGACAGAAGGGCCUGAUGCCGCGGGGGCGCCGGUGCCCUAGUACCGAGCUGUGCGCCGCGGGGGCCGGGCCCGUCCUGGCUUCUAAAGCUUCAUUUAAGCGUUCCAGAUUUUCACCUUUUGGAGUACUUCUGUUUCUAGAUCUUCUGAAGCACAAGCCUAACAAGUAGCCAGCCCUCCUCAGCCCUAAGACCAGGGAGCACCUCACCUUGGCGAGGCUUCAACCUCAGUCAGGAACGAAGAAGCCAACAGCAGAAUCUUAAAGAGCCAAGUAAUAGUGGAGCCGGUGCCCAUGUAGGGAAGCACUCCUCCCUCCCACCUGAAAGUUCUACUUUGGUAAAUAUUAACGUUUUAACCAUUAGCAAAAUAUUUAACCCAGUUAGCAAAAUUAACACCGUCAUUUCAAUACUCUUGUGCAUAGUAAAUGUUGCAAGAUGAACUUCACAUCGGAUAAAGCAGAUCUGAAAAUCAGUUUGCAAGAAAGCGUGCCGCCCUCCACGCCAACCUAAGCUCAGGGGACGAGUGGAGGCCCGGAGGUGGCGGCCGGCCCCAGCUGUGGCGGCCCUGCUAGAUCGUCUGGUAGCCCGCGUGGCUCCUCUUCCUGCCGAUGAGGUAGGCAAUGAGGACGAUGAGGACCAGCCCCGCCAGGGCGCCGCCCACGGCAAUGGGGAUCAGCAUGCUGUUCUCAUCCAGCUGGCACUCCUCCACUAGGAGACACGGGGCAGGGGGCCAUGCUCGCGGCCACGGUCCCCACGAGACCUCACACGGGCUCUCCCCCCCUCCCCCCAGCCUGGCUCGGUUCUAAUCAA